Molecule: messenger RNA, 1684 nt
Organism: Melopsittacus undulatus (budgerigar)
Lineage: Eukaryota; Metazoa; Chordata; Aves; Psittaciformes; Psittaculidae
Product: phosphatidylserine lipase ABHD16A
Exons: 20
Coding region: 23-1663 (546 amino acids)
Biological process (GO): monoacylglycerol catabolic process; phosphatidylserine catabolic process
Cellular component (GO): endomembrane system
Molecular function (GO): glycerophospholipase activity; monoacylglycerol lipase activity
Source: RefSeq, a predicted model, not a curated record
AGUCCCUCCCCCCGCUUCCGCUAUGGCGAAGCUGCUGAGCUGCGUCCUGGGCCCGCGGCUCUACCGAGUCCAUCGGACGGGAGCGGGGGGGGGAGGGGAAGGAACCGGGAACAGCGGCGGGGAGAGGAGCUGGGAUUCCUACUACCAGCCGCGGGGGCUGGAGAAGCACACGGACAGUGUCCUGGCACUGGCCUCGGUGCUCUGGUCCAUCUCCUACUAUGCAUCACCACUGGCUGUGUUCUACCUGUACCGCAAAGGGCUGCUGACCAUGUCCCGUGUGAUCCCCAUGUCCCAUUGCGCCGCUACCAUCGUGCUGCUGCUGGCGGGGGUGGCGUGUCUGCGAGGCAUCGGGCGCUGGAGCAACCCCCAGUACGUGGAGUUCAUCUCAGUGCUGGAGGACAGUCACCGCCUGGGCACCCCCGAGACCAAGCGCAAACUGGCCCAGUACAGCUUCGACUUCAGGAGCUGGCCCAUUGACUUCCGUUGGGACAGCACCGGGGCCCCAUGGGGAGGCUCUCGGGCUGUUCCAUUGCUCCGCACCCCCCCCCGGCACCGCGGGUCUGCACGGGGCUUCCUGGGGGCUCUGCGCAAGGUGCCCUGCAGGCUGGCCAGCCUGGUCCUGGCGCACACCCUGGGCCGGAGGAUGCUGUUCCCGGGGUCAGUUCGGCUGCUGCAGAAGCUGCUGCUGCCAUCACUGCUGCAGGGGCAGGCCAGGCUGGUGGAGGAGGUGGGGGGGCAGCGCGCGAAGCUCUUGGCCUGUGAUGGCAACGAGAUCGACGCCAUGUUCAUUGACCGACGGCAGCGGCCUGGGCCCCACGGCAGCACCCUGGUCAUCUGCUGUGAGGGCAACGCUGGGUUCUACGAGGUCGGCUGCUUGUGUACCCCAUUGGAGGCCGGUUACUCUGUCCUGGGCUGGAACCAUCCUGGCUUUGGGGGCAGCACCGGGGUGCCGCUGCCCCAGAGCGAGGCCAACGCUAUGGACGUUGUGGUUCGGUUUGCGCUGCAGGAGCUUCAGUUCCCCCCCCACAGCAUCGUCCUCUAUGCAUGGUCCAUAGGAGGCUUUACUGCCACAUGGGCAGCAAUGUCCUACCCGGAGCUUGGAGCUCUUGUACUUGAUGCCUCCUUCGAUGACCUGGUGCCUCUGGCGCUGAAGGUUCUGCCGCGGAGCUGGGGGGAGCUGGUGACCAGGACCGUGCGGGAGCACCUGAACCUCAACAAUGCUGAGCAGCUCUGCAGGUACCAGGGGCCGGUGCUGUUAGUGAGGAGGACGAGGGACGAGAUCAUCACAACCACGGUCCCCGAUGACAUCGCAUCCAAUAGGGGCAAUGAUCUCCUGCUGAAGCUGCUGCAGCACAGAUACCCCAAGAUUAUGGCGGAUGAGGGCACCCGGAUCGUGCGGGAAUGGCUGGAGACAGCGACACCAGCAGAGGAGAGGGCGCUGGCGCAGAGGUGCCCUGUGGACGAGCGCUGGUGCCUGGAGCUGCUCGAGGCCUUCGCGGGUGACAGAGACCCACAGUUCCCAUGGAGCCUGGGGGAGGAGCUGUCGGGGGAGGAGCGGCAGCAGCUGGCGCUGUUCCUGGCGCAGAAGCACCUCCAGAACUUCGAGGCCUCGCACUGCACGCCCCUCCCCCCCCAGGCCUUCCGCCUGCCCUGGAGCCUCUGACCUCUGACCCCCAUCGCCCCU